Helianthus annuus (common sunflower) is the source of this 576-nucleotide messenger RNA. RefSeq lists its product as uncharacterized. Lineage: Eukaryota; Viridiplantae; Streptophyta; Magnoliopsida; Asterales; Asteraceae. Gene Ontology annotation, molecular function: nucleic acid binding; zinc ion binding. The record is from RefSeq and is a predicted model, not a curated record. Bases 1 to 576 code for a protein of 191 amino acids. The transcript is spliced from 3 exons.
AUGGAAGGUCCAAAGAUAGCUGAUUAUGUGCAAAGGUUUCAUGAUUUGUCUACGGUGGUUCCUUGUUUGGUGGAGCCAGAGUUUAAGAGGAUCGAACGCUUCAUCUGGGGAUUGGUACCUCAGAUUCUAAGCAUGGUGACAACAUCUAAACCUCCAACGAUUACCGAUGCUAUUGACUUAAGUGUGGCGCUCACUAAAGAAGCAGUUAGAUUGGGAAAAUUUUCAAUCUCUGAGAAGAAAAAGGAGACUCAUGUGGAGUCAUCUGGUGAGAACAGGAGGAAGUUUACCAAUUUCAAGAAGGAUACUCAGGAGACGUGUUGGCAUGGUACUGGACGUGGAAAUGGAGGUCACGAUGGCAUCGAAAAUCGCGGAGGAAACAACGACAACGACAACAACAACUAUCAAGGCGGAAAUGGUGACGAUCAAGGACGUGGUCAAGGGUGUUUUAACUGCAGUGAUGUGGGGCAUUUCAGGAAGUAUUGCCCUAACAACAAACAGGCACGUGGAAGAGUGUUCAACAUCGGACCUAGGGAAGCACGCCAGGAUCCAAACGUGGUUAUUGCUUUGUAUCUCUAG